CGAGCCGCAGUGGCGACGGCGACUCGCCGCUUCGGCGCCGUCAGCGGGAGGGUUUGCGCGGGAGCGGGCCGGCGAGGAGGAGAGCAGAUGGCGAGGUUACCGCUCCCUCCGCCGCCGGCCAGCCCUUAAAGCAGGCGCCGGGCGGAGAGCAGCCUCGCAGCAUGGCGACUCCCCGCCGUCUCGACAAGGCGCUGAAGAUGCACAGGAAGACCAAGAUCCAUUCGGCGGCUGGUCCCAUUUGCUCUAAUUCGGGCUACAAGAAGGCGGAUGAUGAGAUGUCCGGGGCCACGUCCUCUGCAGACCAGGGAGAGGCAGCAGCUCGCACCAUUUACUUGAAUGAACCUCAGCAAAGCAAGUUCCGCGACAACCGGGUCAGCACAGCUAAAUACAGCGUGGUGACAUUUCUACCUCGAUUCCUGUAUGAACAGAUUAGAAAAGCUGCAAAUGCUUUCUUCCUCUUCAUUGCCUUACUGCAGCAAAUUCCAGAGGUUUCCCCAACUGGAAGAUAUACUACCUUGGUGCCAUUACUAUUUAUUCUAACAAUUGCUGGCAUCAAAGAAAUCAUAGAAGAUUAUAAAAGACACAAAGCUGACAGUACAGUGAACAGAAAGAAAACAAUAGUGUUAAGAAAUGGAACGUGGGAGGAUAUCAUGUGGAAAGAGGUGGCAGUGGGAGACUUUGUGAAGGUCACCAAUGGGAAGCAUCUCCCAGCAGACAUGAUCAUUUUAUCUACCAGUGAACCUCAGGCAAUGUGCUAUAUCGAAACAUCUAAUCUUGAUGGAGAGACGAACCUUAAAAUACGCCAGGGAUUGAUUCAGACGGCUAACCUCCAAUCAAAAGAAGACUUGUUGAAAAUGUCUGGGACGAUAGAGUGUGAAGGACCUAAUCGUCACCUCUAUGAUUUCACUGGAAAUCUCCGCCUUGAAAAUCAAAGUCCAGUUCCAAUUGGACCUGAUCAGAUAUUACUAAGAGGUGCACAAAUAAGGAAUACUCAGUGGGUUUUAGGAAUAGUUGUCUACACAGGACAUGACACAAAACUUAUGCAGAAUUCAACCAAAGCUCCACUGAAGAGAUCAAAUGUAGAUAAAGUUACCAAUAUGCAGAUUCUCAUUUUGUUUUGCAUCCUUCUCGUCAUGGCUUUAGUGAGUUCUGUGGGUGCCUUACUGUGGAACAGAACACAUGGAGAAGUCAUUUGGUACUUUGAUUCCAAUGAAGUCCGAUCCACUAAUUUUGGAUAUAAUCUGCUGACCUUUAUAAUCUUGUACAACAACCUCAUUCCCAUCAGUCUACUGGUGACUCUGGAAGUUGUGAAGUUUACUCAGGCUCUUUUUAUAAAUUGGGACAUAGAUAUGUAUUAUACUGAAACUGAUACACCUGCAAUGGCGAGAACUUCAAAUCUUAAUGAGGAACUUGGCCAGGUUAAAUAUCUAUUCUCUGAUAAAACAGGCACCUUAACAUGCAAUAUUAUGAAUUUUAAGAAAUGUAGUAUUGCUGGAGUAACAUAUGGUCACUUCCCAGAACUGGCAAGAGAAUGUUCAUCAGAAGAUUUCAGCCGGCUUCCGCCUCCUAUUAGUGAAUCUUGUGAAUUUGAUGAUCCAAGACUGCUGCAGAACAUUGAGGCUGAUCACCCCACAGCUAUGCACAUCAAAGAAUUCCUCACUCUGCUGGCUGUGUGUCACACGGUUGUUCCAGAAAGACAUGAAAACACCAUCAUCUACCAGGCCUCCUCUCCAGAUGAAGGCGCUUUAGUCAAAGGAGCAAAAAAACUUGGCUAUGUUUUCACUGGGAGGACGCCACGUUCUGUCAUCAUCGAUGCGCUAGGAACAGAAGAGACAUAUGAGAUCCUUAACGUAUUGGAAUUUUCAAGUGAUCGAAAGAGGAUGUCUGUAAUUGUCCGGACUCCAGAUGGUCAACUACGUUUGUACUGCAAAGGAGCUGAUAAUGUCAUUUUUGAGAGAUUAUCCAAAGACUCAAAGUACAUGGAGCAAACUCUAUGUCAUCUUGAAUAUUUUGCCACAGAAGGUUUGAGGACUUUGUGCAUCGCAUAUGCAGACCUAUCAGAAAACUCUUACCAGGAAUGGCUGGACGUAUAUAACGAAGCCAGCACGAAUUUGAAAGAUAGAACUCAAAAGCUGGAAGAGUGUUAUGAGAUAAUUGAGAAGGAAUUGCUGCUUCUGGGUGCAACAGCAAUUGAGGAUCGCCUUCAAGCUGGCGUCCCGGAAACUAUAUCUACUCUAAUAAAAGCAGAGAUCAAGAUUUGGGUACUAACGGGGGACAAACAAGAAACAGCUAUCAAUAUAGGGUACUCCUGCAGGCUUGUUUCCCAGAGUAUGACUCUCAUCCUUGUGAAUGAAGAUUCUUUGGAUGCAACAAGAGCUGCAUUAACGCAGCACUGUGAAAAUCUGGGAGACUCACUGGGCAAAGAAAAUGAUAUUGCCUUGAUUGUAGAUGGCCAGACGCUAAAGUACGCCCUUUCCUUUGAAGUAAGGAAAUCCUUCUUGGACCUAGCAUUGUCCUGCAAGGCUGUCAUUUGUUGCAGGGUGUCUCCUCUGCAGAAGUCAGAAAUAGUAGACAUGGUAAAGAAACAUGUGAAUGCCAUCACUCUGGCCAUUGGGGAUGGUGCCAACGAUGUUGGAAUGAUCCAGACGGCUCAUGUUGGAGUGGGGAUCAGUGGCAAUGAAGGCAUGCAGGCAACCAACUCUUCUGAUUAUGCAAUAGCACAGUUUUCCUACUUGGAGAAGCUGUUACUUGUCCAUGGAGCCUGGAGUUACAAUCGAGUGACAAAAUGCAUAUUGUAUUGCUUUUAUAAGAAUGUGGUUCUUUAUAUUAUUGAGGUAGGUAACAUUCUAUGCCUUGUUUGUUUCUCUUUCUUCAUUGAUAGUAGGAAAUGUAUAUACUAUUUAAACUCUCCUGUCUGUUUUUCUGUUUGUAAUCUUCAUUUGGGCAAAAUGGUGCAUUAUAGGAUUUUCACAGCAUUACCUCCCUUCACCUUGGGAAUCUUUGAACGAUCGUGCUCGCAGGACAACAUGCUUAGGUUUCCCCAGCUCUACAAAAUUACUCAAAAUGCUGAUGGGUUCAAUAGCAGGGUGUUCUGGGGUCAUUGCAUCAAUGCCUUGAUCCACUCCGUCAUUCUUUUUUGGCUUCCCCUGAAAGCACUAGAACAUGAUACAGUGUUUACAAAUGGCCAGGCUGUUGACUACCUGUUUGUUGGAAAUAUUGUUUAUACGUAUGUUGUGGUGACAGUCUGUUUGAAAGCUGGCUUAGAAACCACAGCAUGGACAAAGUUCAGUCACUUGGCUGUCUGGGGAAGCAUGCUGCUCUGGCUCGUCUUCUUUGGUGUCUACUCUACUAUCUGGCCUGUCAUUCCUAUAGCACCAGACAUGCUUGGACAGGCAGGAAUGGUAUUGAGAUGUGGACACUUCUGGAUCGGUUUAUUGCUCGUGCCCACAGCCUGCCUUAUUAAAGAUGUGGCAUGGAGAGCGGCCAAGCAUACUUACCGUAAAACUUUGCUGGAGCAGGUUCAAGAGUUGGAAGCUAAAUCCAAAGAGCUGAGGAAAUCUAUGCUGCGUGAUAGCAAUGGAAAGAGCGUGAAUGAACGUGACCAUUUGUUAAAAAGGCUGGGCAGAAAGACCCCGCCAUGCCUCUUCCGUGCUCAUUCUGUCCAGCAAGGAGUGCCACAUGGUUUUGCUUUUUCUCAAGAGGAGCACGGGGUCGUUUCUCAGUCUCAAGUUGUUCGAUCCUACGACACUACAAAGCAGAGAGCCAGAGUGGAAUAACACGGACUUCUUCCUCAUGAUUGGUGGCUGGAGGAAAGAGAUGUGGAUCAAUGUGUCCACUGUGAAUACACCCUUGAGUAAGGCUGGCAGCAGCAGCAGCGUAAACACCGGAAAACUUUUUACUGUGGCCUUAGCCAACAAGUUCGUUCUCUCUGCUGCUUCCAGACCUUGAGCACCCACCUUGUGGAGGUGGGUGGGAGAGCAGUCCUUGCCGGAAGCCAGCCGUUCUUUUGGUUUACAUGGUUUAUGAAACAUUUGGCUCUGCUGCCCAAGGUGUGAUGCUGAAAACAUUUUGUUUCUAUUGCCAUUUUUCAAAAGACAGGGCAAAAGGUAUUUGUGGUUUUGCAGAGAAAACCAAAAAAAAAAAAAAGAUGUGAUAAGGCCCGUUGCUGAUCUACUUUUGCUGAAUUCAGACUUCCCAUUUUGUCAUGCCCAGACUUAGCUGCAUGUAUGAAGCCUUUAUAAUACUCACUGUUUAUUUGACUGGAAUGUUUACAGAGAGGCAAAGAACUGCAGAGAAACAAAUAGGAGGUGGGGGGAGGAGAAGAAAGAAAUAAGGCCCCAGAACAAUCAUCAACAGCUUGUCUUGGAAUGGAUCAACACUAUACAAAAUACUUUACAGAAUUCUUAGCUGUUUACGCAAACCUCACACAGACAUCCACAAUAAUUUAUUCUGCUGUAAUACUAUCACCCAAGUCAUUUGAAUGGCAGGCCUGUAUCAAAAUUACAAUUGAAAUGCGGCUUUUUAUUAAGAUAGAUCUGGUCUGGUAUGAAACGGGGAAAAAUAUCUUAUUGUUCUGAUGAAGAGACAAAGAAAGUGUCUAGCUUUAAAUUCAGUCACAUCAAUUUAACGUUUUGUCCCCACUGUGGCUCAUGACUUAAAAUACUCCAGUGCACAUGUGCAGAGACAAGUUGGUGCCUUAACAUUUUCUGCUUGUGAAACUCAAUAGAACUUAUGAGAGCUGGUAUAAGACUAUAUAUUGGACUAACUGGACCUUAAGAAAGAUUGGAAAGAUUAGGAAAGAACUACAGGUCCAUAUUAGGUGACCCCAGAGUUUUUGCUGCAGUGUAACAAGAUCUCCUUUCAAAUCAAAUACACAGUGAAAAAGUAACCUCCCUUAAGAAAAUAUAUCACUGAAAUAAAUGAAGACUUAACCUGUAAUAACUUAAGCAUCUCUGUUUCUAUUCAUCGCUUGGAAAAAAUGGCAUAAAAAUGUUUAAAUGUUUUCUAUGGUUGUGGGAAGUAUUGCAACAAGUAGAGGGAAAUUUCACUGAGUUAUGGUUGUUUAUUUUUUCUUAAAAUCAGCCUCAAGGACAUGGCAUGGCCUCUUCAGGGAACAAUGUCCUGUGAGGAUUGGUUGUACAAAUACAUCCAGAUUGUAUUUCAAAAUAUUGGGCUAUUGUUUGGGUUGUCUACUUCUCCUGGCAGAGCUUUCUGUGCUGCAAGGAUAAUUCUGUUAAAGAGAAAGUAGCACUUUUAGUAAAGGAGCUUCUGUUUGCUAAUAAUUCUACCUGUCCUGCAUUGUUAACAUCACAAAAAAUCCUAUCAGAAAAAUAAGUUGCCAUGUCUAGUUAGCAUGCCAGUAAACAAUUGUGUUCACAGGUCCACAAAAAGGAUAUCCUCCUAACUUUUCUUUCCCAUGGUAUUUUAAUUUCUGGAUUUGUUUAAAAUGAAAUCCUGAGAAAUGCAAAGAACCCUUGCUUGAAUGGUUAAUACCCUCUCUGGGAGGUCCCCAAGGUGGUCUUUCAGGAGGCAACUGGACU
Molecule: messenger RNA, 5540 nt
Organism: Notechis scutatus (mainland tiger snake)
Lineage: Eukaryota; Metazoa; Chordata; Lepidosauria; Squamata; Elapidae
Source: RefSeq, a predicted model, not a curated record